AUGCUUCUUUUCCGAUGGGUAGCCGCAGCAGCCAUUGCCACCGUUCAGUUGCUGAUGGUUGCGUACUUCUGCUUGUGGGCCUAUCGGAUACGAAUGAGUCCCGUCCAUGACUACGGCUACUUGAUCCACGAAUUCGAUCCCUGGUUCAACUUCCGUGUCGCGCAAUACUUGUCCAAACAUGGUUGGUUUAAAUUCGCGAAAUGGUAUGAUUACAUGUCUUGGUAUCCUAUUGGGCGGCCCAUCGGAACGACAACCUAUCCCGGGAUGCAGUUUGCAAGUAUCUGGAUCUGGAACGUUCUCAAGUCCACUCCAAAGAUGGACGUGGAGCUCCCACUGUGGUUGCUGCAAUCAUUCCCGAAGAGGUGGCGAACGUUUUUGCCUGGCCACGGGCACAUGUCAUUCGGGCCGAUGAAGCUGAACGACGUCUGUGUGUUGACACCGGCUUGGUUUGGUGGGUUCGCAACUCUAUUCCUCGUGUUGUUGACCAUAGAGGCUUCUGAGAGUCGUUCAGCUGGAGUUGCUGCUGGAAUGGUGAUGGCCAUCAUUCCAGCGCAUAUGAUGCGUUCCAGUGCCGGAGAGUAUGACAACGAGGCUGUGGCGGUCACUUGCUUCUGCGCAACCUUCUGGUUAUGGUGCCGGUCGAUCAGAACUCCUAGAUCUUGGCCCUGGGGCGUGCUUGCCGGUUUGGCCUACUUCUCGGCUGCGGCUACCUGGGGUGGGUACAUCUUUGUGAACAACCUGAUCGGCUUGCACGCCGCAGUGCUUGUUGCGCUUGGCCAGUACAAUUCUGGCUUGUACUUGGCGUACACCUUAUGGUAUGCAGUGGGCACGAGCGGUGCUAUGCUUAUCCCCGUCAUCGGCUGGGCACCACUUCGGGCAAUGGAGCAAAUGCCAUCUCUCCUGGUGUUCGUUGUGUUCCAACUGCUACAAGCGUGCGACUUCGCCCGGCAUCGUGUCAAAGGUCUUGCUUCUCCGUGGAAAUUCUGUUUGUUUCGUGUAGCCGUAUUUGCAGCUGCCGUUCUUGCAGGGGCAGGAGUUGGCUUUACUCUAUACAGGUCGGGCCACUUUGCGCCAUUGGGUGCCAGAAUCAGAGGCCUCUUCUUGAAGCACAAGAAGACUGGGAACCCGUUAGUGGACAGCGUCGCUGAGCAUUCCGCGACAAGCAGCCAGGCUUAUGCGCAGUACUUGGGAGAUGCACGUUAUGUUGCUGCCCUGGGUCUGCUGUUCUGUUGGCACCAGCAAACUCCGGCAAAGCUCUUUCCAGUGCUUUAUGCUGCAGUAGCUUACCACUUCUCGGCGAAGAUGUCGAGGCUAAUGAUCAUUUGUGGGCCAAUUGUGUCUAUGCUCGCAGGAUAUCCGAUCGGCAUCGUGUUGGAGUGGUGCCUCCAGCAGUUCCUGAACAUGUGUUGCGCUCCAUCGCCCCUGCAGCCGGAGGUCAAGUUGCAGGUACGAUCAGGAGGCAUGGGAUCCAUUUAUCGUUGGCUUUGGCGGUAUCUGAAGCCACUUACCUUGCCCGCGGAGGUAGCGGACUUCUACGAGACAUCCGAGAGUUUGCACCGACGGUUUCCGCGACCAUGUAGGGCGACUCGAUGCACUGUGGCCAUACUGAUUUUGGCCGCUGGCUACCAGAACAUGCGUGAUCCGGUCAAGAAUUUCAUUGCGACGUGCGAGGAGAUCGCGCCUCACAUGGGGCAUCCGUCCAUCGUCUUCAAGAGCCGCCAGGGGCUCAUUACAGACUACCUUGAUGGAUACAAGUGGUUGAAGGCCAACACGCCAUCGGAUGCGCGGGUCAUGGCAUGGUGGGACUACGGCUACCAAAUCACCGGCAUAGGAAACCGAACCUCUAUUGCAGAUGGCAACACCUGGAAUCACGAACACAUCGCUACACUUGGCCGAACGUUGACGAACCCGGAAAAGAAGGCUCACAACAUCAUGCGGCACCUUGCAGACUACGUGCUGGUCUGGGCGGGUGGCCAAGGCGAUGACAUGGGCAAGUCGCCCCACUUGGCACGCAUAGCCAAUUCCGUUUUCCCAGAUGUUUGUGGCGAAGAUGAUCCAACCUGUAGGAAGUUUGGCUUCUAUGCUGGUGGCCAACCCACCGAGAUGAUGGCGGCAUCUUUCCUUUACAAGGCCGUCAGGCACAACAUCGACGAAGGAGUCCGCUUGGACGGCAAGUUGUUCCAAGAGGUGCAUACAACGAAGCACGGGCUCAUGCGAAUCUUCAAAGUGCUGGGGGUUUCAGAAGAAUCCAAGAAAUGGGUGGCAGAUCCUGCGAACCGCAAGUGUGAUGCAGAAGGUAGCUGGUAUUGUGUCGGUCAGUACCCGCCAGCAUUGCACAAGCUCAUUUCAAAACGAAAGAACUUCGCCCAGCUCGAGGACUUCAACCGAAAGGAUGGAGAGAAAAGUGCCUACACUCGUAUGGUGGAGGAGAAGAUGAAGAGAGAGGAAGCUGGCUGGGACGAUCACAUCUGA
This is a messenger RNA of Symbiodinium sp. CCMP2592, 2472 nucleotides long. Lineage: Eukaryota; Dinophyceae; Suessiales; Symbiodiniaceae. The record is from the annotation of a GenBank genome assembly.